Messenger RNA from Toxotes jaculatrix (banded archerfish), 2420 nucleotides. It is a transcript of the gene st3gal4, whose product is annotated as ST3 beta-galactoside alpha-2,3-sialyltransferase 4. The record is from RefSeq and is a predicted model, not a curated record. Gene Ontology annotation, biological process: glycolipid biosynthetic process. Gene Ontology annotation, molecular function: sialyltransferase activity. The transcript is spliced from 12 exons. Bases 1368 to 2390 code for a protein of 340 amino acids. NCBI's taxonomy places the organism in Eukaryota, Metazoa, Chordata, Actinopteri, Toxotidae.
CAUGCGCAUGCGUCACUGAAUAGAGGGAAGGGGGACGCGCUGUAACAGCACGAAAGCGACCAAGCGAACCGCUACAUCUACCAGAGACCUUGAUUCCAACCAGACAAACGCUAAACUAUCGUUUCUUUUCGCAUAUCCGCUAUUCAGUCGGGUGAACAUUGAUGGUAUCACUACAUCACUGCCUUGUUUUUUCCUGUGUGCGCGCCCUGCGGACAAGCCGUAUUUGCCUUUUUUCCCACGCAGUGAAUUGUCACCAGAACCAACGGCAACUUGGUUGCAACAUCACUGUGCAGUACAACAGGCUCGCUCCACGGAUUAAACCUCCUGUGUCGAGCAGCACUGCUGGAAGAGGUCCAGACCCAUUAAUUCAGAACCACUGAGCACGCAAUCUUUUGAAAUGAAAGAGGGAAAAGGGAGGGGCUUGAGGAUUCACAUUCUGUGGAGUAAAGUCUGCAGAACGUCCCUGUGGUGGUGUUAAUCGAUCCUGUGGUUUCCACUCCUUGGCUGUCUCCAAGUUUGGGCGUGCAUGAUUUAGUUGUAGAUUUACAGCAGUAUUACAUUACUGUUGUUGCAAUGUUGCAAGUACAUGUGCAUGCACGCACAUCUUAAAAUAGAUAUUCAGCUGUGCACUCCCUCACUUUGGUAUUGAUUUUCAGGGAUGUGUUGGUUCUGAAGCACUGUCAGGCAUGUUCAGUACAACCAUUCGCUCGUACAGAUGGCUCUGGCUUGCAGAUCACGAAUCAGGAAGAUUGCAGAUGAGAUGGGCAUUGUGAAUUAAAGAGUCAGAUGUGCAGCGUCAAAUGCCUUUUAAUCUGCUUUAAGAUGGAAUCUGAACUCUCCAAAACACAGUGGAACAAAGCACACACUGCUGAGGCUGAUGUGAUGCUGUUUGAUCGCAUAUUUCCUUCAAUUCAGGGACCAAGUGGGAGUCUAGCAUGAGCCUCUUAAACUGAUCAGCCUUCAUCUGACACCCCCCCCCCCACAUCUUCCUCUUUCUCUUGUUCUUUCUUUUUUUUUUUUCACCUUGGUGUCUCUGUCGUCUGCUCUGUCCACGCUCCCCUUGUGUUUUUGCUUCUUUGCAUUCAUUUGUUUCUCUGCCACUCCCAUUUUAUCCAUCCUCACUGGAGCCCAAGCCUAGUCAGGGUGGGGUGUGGGAGGGCAGGGGAGUAUUUCUUCUAUGACUAGAUGAACCUCUGCAUCAUCAUUUACACAUCAUUUAGAGCAGUUCCACUUUAAACCCUUCUCGGAAGGGGAGGGUUGCUAUUCACUUUAAAAGAAGUGCUAAUUGGUCUUCCUCUUUUCUGUACCCAUCACUAGGAUGACCUCAUACACUGCGUAGACAUGAGAGAGUCAAGGAGUACGUGAAAAUGUCCCAGAAGACAACUAAAACAUGGUGCCUUAGGCUUCUCCCAGUUCUCUUCUUCUUCAUCUCUUUUGCCACAUACUACUGUUCCAAUGCCAUACUUCAGAGCUAUGGAGGCACCAGCAAGCCUCUGAACAGUAGCAAGACUCUGUGUGGUGGCUGGCUAACCCAGAAGAAGUGGGAGAGCCUUAACUUUAACAUUAGCAGACGAACGCAGCUCUUCCUGAAACUAGAGGAUUUCUUCUGGCGGGAGCAUCUGUCAAAGCUGGCAUUACCUUAUGGCAUUAAGGGCAGUGAACUGCUGCUACUGAAAGUUCUUGCUGUAACUGCAAAUUACCAGGUGCCAGCCAACAUUGAAAAGCUUGAGUGCAGAACCUGUGUGGUUAUAGGCAAUGGCUUUGCUAUCAAAAACAGCUCCUUGGGAAGCAUCAUCAACAAAUACGACGUGGUCAUUCGGUUGAAUAAUGCCCCAGUGAGAGGCUAUGAGGAGGACGUGGGGAACAAGACCACCAUGAGGUUCUUCUACCCCGAAUCAGCCUCCUACAACCCUGGACUGCACAAUGACCCCAGCACGCUCAUGGUCCUGGUGCCUUUCAAACAGCAAGAUCUCCGGUGGCUCAAAGAAAUCCUCUAUAAUGAGAAGAGGGUCAGAAAAGGCUUUUGGAAGCCCCCUCCCCAAAUCUGGUUGGGUGAUGUCAGUACAAUCAGAGUGCUGGACCCCCACUUCUUACACCAGACUGCAGACAGACUACUCCGGAUUCCUCUGCACCCCAAGAGUAAACAGAAUCCAGUGCAUCCUACCACGGGUAUCCUUGCUGUGUUUGUUGCUCUCAACUACUGUGAUGUGGUCCAUGUUGCUGGUUUUGGAUACCCAAACUCAAAGAGCCAAAAGCAACCUAUCCAUUACUAUGGAUAUGACACCAUGAGGUCCAUGAAGAAUUCUUACCAUGACCUCAAUCAUGAAGCUGAAGCCUUAAAAAGACUGGAGGAUUCAGGAGCUAUUUUGUACCUGCAUCCACAUUUAUGAUACACACACUCUUCCAGUUUGAUUCAACCC